AUGCAUAUUUUCUCGAUAAUAUUACUAUAUGUAUUGCUUAGUGAGGCCAAAGCAAUGGUAAUAUUAGAACCAGAAAUUAAUAUCUCCGAUGUGUCCAUAGGCCUCUCCCAAAUCAUAAAAAGUCUACAUCCCACCCAACUAGCUAUAUUGGUUAAACCCGCUCAAAAUUUCAACAUCUCCUCGGAAGAGCACCAACUAAUCCCAGAAGAAAAUCUUAGUUUUCAAUUACAUGUUGAUGAAUUUCUACAAAACUUGCAUGAUUUAAAUUUUAAAUCAGUGAUUUUCUAUGACACCGAACUAUUCUUUAAAUUCAUCGAGUCCAGUCUACAUGGUGCCAUAGAAAGUGUAAAUCUCAUAUUUUGUAAUCCCUACGAUUUAAUGCAGAAAAUACAUGAGCGUAAACUCGCUCAUCGUUUGAGUUUAUUUAUAUUCUAUUGGGGAGCUAAAUAUCCACCCAAGAGGACAGAGGUUAACUUUCGAGAACCCGUAAGAGCAGUGGUGAUUACCAGACCAAGAAAAAGGGCUUUUCGUAUUUAUUAUAAUCAAGCUUAUCCGGAUGGGGUGGGCCGUUUGACAUUGGUUAGCUGGUAUGAUGGUGAUAAUUUGGGUUUGAGUAAAGAACCGUUAUUGCCCUCAGCUAAAAGUGUUUACUCUAAUUUUCAGGGUAGAGUAUUCAAAGUGCCGGUUUUUCAUUCUCCUCCCUGGUUUUGGGUUAAUUAUGAUAAUGAUACCUAUAACAAUAAUUCUUUGGAUUUUACUAUAUCUGAGGAAAAUCCUUUAACAGAGGACACUAUAGAAUUUAAAGAAGUGAAUGUUACGGGCGGUAGGGAUCAUCGCCUUCUGCAGUUGCUGGCACAGCAUAUGAAUUUUGAAUUUAUCUAUAUAGAGGCUCAUGGCAGGACCCAGGGUUCACUGAGAAAUGAUAAUGAGGCUAAUGAUACCUUUACGGGAGGCAUAGGAAUGCUGCAAAUAGGGCUGGCAGAUUUCUUUUUGGGAGAUGUGGGUCUGAGUUGGGAACGUCGUAAAGCUAUAGAGUUUUCUUUUUUCACUUUGGCCGAUUCGGGGGCCUUUGCUACUCAUGCUCCACGCCGUUUAAAUGAGGCUUUAGCUAUACUAAGACCUUUUAAGGCAGAUGUCUGGCCUUAUUUGAUAUUGACGAUUAUAGUCUCGGGUCCCGUCUUUUAUUUUGUUAUCUCUACACCCUAUCGCUGGCAUCCCUCUACGGUUAAGAGAUUAUCAAAGAAAAUAUCCAAACAUGGAGCUUUUCAUAUGUGUUAUAUCAAGGAGAUCACUCGCAUAGAUACACAAUUUCAAAGAAGAUUGGCCAAAAUGGAACAACACUUUCGUUCGCCCCAAGAAAUGGAUGAGUUGCCGCCAAAUUUAUUCAAUCGUUGUAUUUGGUUUACAGUACAAUUGUUUUUGAAACAAUCCUGCCAAGAGCUUUAUCAUGGCUAUAGAGCCAAGUUUCUGAUGACCGUCUACUGGAUUGCUGCUACUUAUGUUCUGGCCGAUGUCUAUUCUGCCCAAUUGACUUCACAAUUUGCUCGUCCUGCCCGUGAGCGUCCGAUCAAUACUUUACAUCGUUUACAAAGUGUUAUGAUCCAUGAUGGUUAUCUGUUGUAUGUGGAAAAGGAAAGUUCUUCUUUGGAAAUGUUGGAGAAUGGCACUGAAAUAUUUCGCCAGCUGUACGCUUUAAUGAAAUUACAAAGUCCUGAUGAGGAGGGUUACUUAAUCGAUUCUGUGGAAGCGGGUAUACAAUUGAUAGCAGAUGGUUUGGAGAAUAAGGCGGUCUUGGGUGGUAGAGAGACUUUAUUCUUUAAUAUACAACAGUAUGGUUCAAAAUCCUUUCAAUUAAGCCACAAACUCUACACUCGCUACUCAGCUGUGGCCGUACAAAUUGGUUGCCCUUUUCUUGACAGUUUAAAUGAUGUACUCAUUCAUCUCUUUGAAGGUGGCAUUUUAGAUAAAAUGACCACAGCUGAGUAUGAAACACAAUCCCGUAUGAUUGGCAAGGAUUUGAAUAAGAAAAAGAAAAUCCUUAACGAUGAACCCCCAGAGUUGACAACAAAGAGCGAAGAACCUAAUAUAUCAACAAAUGAGGCAAGUGGUAAGAGUGCCGAUAAUGCGGAGAUGAAAAAACCACAGGAUACCCAAAUCAUACAACCCCUUAAUCUGCGCAUGCUGCAGGGUGCUUUUAUAGUGUUGAUCGUAGGUUAUACAGCGGCAGGUUUAAUACUUUUACUGGAAUUAUUUUGUCAUGGUAUGAAUUUGAAUAUAAUCAGAGUGUGUAAAACUAAUUUGCAUAAAAAAUUGAAAUUUCUAAAAAGAAAAUUAAGAAAAACUCUUAGAUGGCUGGCAAUGCGCUUUAAGUAA
This is a messenger RNA of Lucilia sericata (common green bottle fly), 2373 nucleotides long. It is a transcript of the gene Ir40a, whose product is annotated as ionotropic receptor 40a. NCBI's taxonomy places the organism in Eukaryota, Metazoa, Arthropoda, Insecta, Diptera, Calliphoridae. The coding region runs from base 1 to 2373 and encodes 790 amino acids. Gene Ontology annotation, cellular component: membrane. The transcript has 10 exons. The record is from RefSeq and is a predicted model, not a curated record. Gene Ontology annotation, molecular function: ligand-gated monoatomic ion channel activity.